AAGAAUAAGAGAGCGCGAAUAGAACAAGUCCUCGUCAUCUCCAUUGGUACUGCUAAGGAGCCUUGCUAAAUCGUCUCUCGGGGUCCUCCGUCCCGAGCUGCAAGAUGGCUUCCACGACGUUGGCCCCGCCGACGGAGGACGUGGAGGAGGACUAUGUGGGGCACUCCUUUUGGCUGAUUACCGGCAUCCAGCUCGCCUGCUCCCUGUUCUUCGCGCUGCAGGUGUUUUUCGUCCCGCGACGGUGGGUCACGCCCAUGAUCGUGGCGGCGCUGGUCUGCUUCGUUGCCUGGCACCACUAUUUGUACAUGGCGGAAGAGUGGGAAGACAAAAAGAAAGCGCCGACCGUGCUGCGAUACAUGGAUUGGUAAGUAUAGUAUACACUUGAUUCUGCGCAGUCGGAUGGCGGAAGAUGAUGAAAAAUCAUAUUGUUAAGCUUGAGUUCAAGUUCUGCAGCACACCUUCCUUCCUUUCUUUCAUAGUUUUUAAAACAAGUACGGGCGGCAGCCCUUUUUUCAUUCUAAACUGACAUAUGUCCUCGCGUCUGUUGAUGACUCUGAUUGUAGCGUCGCCACCAUCCGCGUCUUCGCACCUGAAUCCUUCCCGGAUAAAAACCAGGUUCAUCACGGUUCCGAUGCAGACGACGUGUUUUUACUUGAUCCUCGCCGCGGCCACGCCCGCGGACAAGCCCCCCGUGCACGUCAGCCUGGGGCUCCGGCUCGGCGGCAGCAGCGUGUUGAUGCUGAUUUUCGGCUACAUGGGGGAAACGGACAUUAUGGAC
Molecule: messenger RNA, 778 nt
Organism: Amoebophrya sp. A120
Lineage: Eukaryota; Dinophyceae; Syndiniales; Amoebophryaceae
Source: the annotation of a GenBank genome assembly